GGUGUGGCGCGAGUCGCGAGAUAGAUAGUGAACAAUUGGCGAGAACAGAAACACACAAAUUUGUGUUCACACUGCUGCUGGAUUAUAUCUUAUAACUAAAAACAAACCAGCCAGUUUGACAAACGUGCGAAGAAAGCAGCGAUUGGAUUUAUCAGAGGGAACAUGCCGCGGCGGAAGGGCCAUAAAUCUCCAUUUCAGCUGAUCUUACAUAAACCCGUAAACACUGAGAGAACUGCAGGCAGUAGUUCAGACGGGACUGCAGAUUCUGAUGACUCCGGAGAUCAUGAGAAGACAGACAGCUCUCACGGUGAAGCCAACCAGCGCAAUAACACCCGCAUGACACGGGCAUCACUGCGCCUGAGCCAGAGCUCUCAAGAUGCUCCUCCGGACGUAAAGCAAGCAGCAGAGAGAGAUGAGUCUCCUCCCAGGACACCCACAGGAAACGCCCCGUCGUCUGAAUCCGACAUCGACAUAUCCAGCCCCAACGCAUCCCACGACGAGAGCGUGACUAAAGACCAGAAAGACUCUGGCAGCGAUCCCUCUCAUCGGCCAAAACGACGCCGCUUUCAUGAGAGCUACAACUUCAAUAUGAAGUGCCCCACACCUGGGUGCAAUUCUCUGGGACAUUUAACAGGUAAACAUGAGCGACAUUUCGCCAUUUCAGGAUGCCCUCUCUAUCAUAACCUCUCUGCAGAUGAAUGCAAGGUGAAAGCUAUCGAGCGUGAGAAACAAGAUGAAGAGCGCAGUCAGGGGCAGAACGAGGAGAACAGGCACGCCACUCGACAUCAGGCUCCAACUCCAAGACAGGUCAGAUAUAAAGAGAAAGUCAUUGAGAUGAGGAAGAGGAGGGAUUCUGGCCUGAGUAAAGAUCAAAAGGAAAAGUACAUGGAGCACAGACAAACGCAUGGAACCACUCGCGAACCAUUGCUGGAGAACAUCACCAGUGAUUAUGAUCUGGAGCUCUUCAGAAAAGCUCAGGCUCGUGCAUCAGAGGAUCUGGAGAAACUACGUCUACAGGGUCAGAUCACAGAGGGCAGUAACAUGAUCAAAACCAUCUUUUUUGGCCGCUAUGAGCUGGAGACGUGGUACCACUCUCCAUACCCAGAGGAAUAUGCGCGUCUGGGACGACUGUAUGUCUGUGAGUUCUGCCUCAAAUACAUGAAGAGCCAGACCAUCCUGCGCAGACAUAUGGCCAAAUGUGUGUGGAAACACCCUCCAGGGGAUGAAGUCUAUAGAAAAGGUGCCAUCUCUGUGUUUGAGGUUGAUGGAAAAAAGAACAAGAUCUACUGCCAGAACCUCUGCUUGCUGGCCAAGCUGUUUUUGGACCAUAAAACACUGUAUUAUGAUGUGGAGCCUUUCCUGUUUUAUGUCAUGACUGAAGCUGAUAACACAGGCUGUCACCUUGUGGGAUAUUUCUCAAAGGAGAAGAACUCGUUCCUGAAUUACAAUGUGUCUUGUAUCCUGACGAUGCCACAGUACAUGAGACAGGGCUACGGCAAGAUGCUGAUUGACUUUAGUUACCUGCUGUCGAAGGUUGAAGAGAAGGUGGGCUCUCCUGAACGCCCGCUCUCUGAUCUGGGCCUCAUCAGUUAUCGCAGCUACUGGAAGGAAGUCCUGCUGCGCUACAUGUACAACUUUAAGGGCAAAGAGAUCUCCAUUAAGGAGAUCAGUCAAGAGACAGCAGUGAACCCUGUGGAUAUCGUCAGUACCCUGCAGUCCCUUCAGAUGCUCAAGUACUGGAAAGGAAAACAUCUAGUUUUGAAAAGACAGGACCUGAUUGACGAUUGGAAGGCCAAAGAGACCAAAAGGGGAAACAGCAAGACCAUCGACCCCGGCUCUCUCAAAUGGACCCCUCCUAAAGGAACCUAAUUGACUUUUUGUUUUUUCAUCCCUUUUUAUGACUCCAUCAUGUCUUUUGCAAUGGCUUCAUCUCUUAGUGUCUCUUUAU
Molecule: messenger RNA, 1948 nt
Organism: Danio aesculapii
Lineage: Eukaryota; Metazoa; Chordata; Actinopteri; Cypriniformes; Danionidae
Product: histone acetyltransferase KAT7-like
Exons: 15
Coding region: 163-1869 (568 amino acids)
Biological process (GO): regulation of DNA-templated transcription
Cellular component (GO): nucleus
Molecular function (GO): zinc ion binding; histone acetyltransferase activity
Source: RefSeq, a predicted model, not a curated record